AUGGCUAACAACAACAACAACAACAACAACAAAAUGCACCAGUACCAUAGCUGCAAGUCAGCGGACAUUACUUCUGGAAAAGCAAGAGCACUUUCUGAAUGCAUUGACGUGCUCAGUGCAGAGGUGACUCCUGGUCUCAUUUCAAGGAGCUCGGUCAACAGAUCCAACGUUGUCCAGAAUGAUGACUCCUUCAGCAUUGAUGUCAAUGUCAUCAUAAUGUCCAGCUUCUCCACCCUCGUUGAUGAUCCAGAUGUUCUGCAACCUGUGACCCGCAGCAGCAGCUAUGAAUGGCUGCCACCUGACAUGUCUGAGCUGAGGGUUGUUCUGCUGGGGAACAGCUGGUCUGAGAGGAGUUCAGUGGGGAACUUCAUACUGGGAGAGGCUGAGUUCAACACUGAGGAAGAACCAGAUCACUGUCUGAGAGUCAGAGGACGGAUGAAAGAGAAAGAAAUAGUUCUGAUCAACACUCCAGAUCUGCUGCUCCCCAACAUCUCUGAAGACAAACUAAGAGAACAUGUAGAAAACUGUGAGAGACUCUCUGAUCCUGGACCUCAUGUGUUCCUGCUGGUUCUACAGCCUGAAGACUUCACUGAGGAACUCAAAGAGAAGCUCUGCAGAGUCCUGAAACUCUUCAGUGAUCAAUCAUUUGAUCAUUCAUUGAUACUGAUAUCAACAUCCAGAGAGGAGAGUUCAGCUUUCAUGGAGAAAGACCAGCCCUUAAAAGACAUGAUCAGAAUGAGUAGAUACAGAUAUCUGUGGCAGAAGAACCUUGAACGUCCAGAACUUUUAACACGUUUGGGUCAAACUGUAAAAGAGAACAAUGGACAUCUGAUCUGUGAUGUAUUUGAGGAUGAGGGUUUGAUCAUGACACCAAAGUCUGACCAAAUGAAACCAUCUUUAAACCUGGUUCUGUGUGGGAGGACAGGAUCAGGGAAGACCUCAGCAGCCAAGGCCAUUUUAGGUCAGACAGAGCUUCAUUCAGUCUCCAACUCAUCAGAGUGUGUUAAACAUCAGGGAGAGGUGUGUGGACGUUGGGUUUCUCUGGUGGAGCUGCCUGCCUUGUAUGGAAAACCUCAGGAGGCAGUGAUGGAGGAAUCUCUCAGGUGUAUCUCCCUCUGUGAUCCUGAGGGCGUCCAUGUCUUCAUCCUGGUCCUACCUGUGGGUCCCCUCACUGAUGAAGACAAGGGAGAGUUACAGACCAUCCAGAACACAUUCAUAUUCAGUUAA
Molecule: messenger RNA, 1227 nt
Organism: Anoplopoma fimbria (sablefish)
Lineage: Eukaryota; Metazoa; Chordata; Actinopteri; Perciformes; Anoplopomatidae
Product: GTPase IMAP family member 8-like
Molecular function (GO): GTP binding
Source: RefSeq, a predicted model, not a curated record